Molecule: messenger RNA, 2016 nt
Organism: Synchytrium microbalum
Lineage: Eukaryota; Fungi; Chytridiomycota; Chytridiomycetes; Synchytriales; Synchytriaceae
Exons: 5
Coding region: 1-2016 (671 amino acids)
Molecular function (GO): synaptic receptor adaptor activity; ionotropic glutamate receptor binding
Source: RefSeq, a predicted model, not a curated record
AUGUCAACCGCCAUUACCAAUGAAUUAAAGAAUUCGCGCUCAGGCCUGUUUAACAGCAUGUCUCAAACAAAGUUGAACAUUCAAGCUACCCCAGAAAUUUCGAGUCCACCAACACCUUCUACCCCAGUCGCUGGAGCAAACCAACUUGUGCUUCGGAUAUCCUAUCCUUCGCUGAAAUUACAAAAGGCUAUUCGGGUCGCCUCUAAUGAGUUGAUUUGGGUUGUCAAGAGACAAGCUAUUGAAAAGGGGGCACAGGACGUCAAGGACGCGUUAAAUCAUGGUAUAUUUGCUCCUGGAGUUAAUGGUAAAGCUGGCAAGUUUUUGGAAGAGAAGAGAGAGAUUGGAAGUUAUGGAAUUGAAAACAAUGCCGCUUUGGAAUUCUUGCCAAAGACAAGAACACCGCCUCCCGGUGUUAGUGACGCCGAUGUUGCAGCAGCCAACUCGAAGAAGGAAUUGAAAAAGUUUAUCGAAGAUAUCAAAGCCAGCAAUGUGGACAAAGUCAGAGAACGCUUGAACAAAGGCGUCGAUCCAAACUUUUGGACUGAGGCCACUCAAGAAACCCCACUAUCCAUCGCCAUUACGCAGAACGAGAAGGAAAUAGUGUCACUUUUGAUUGAGAAUGGAGCAUUUUUGGAUUACCGUGUGGGUGAUUUGUGGAAGACACCAUUGCAUUUGGCUGCAGCCCAUAACAAGUCACAAAUCUGUCAAGCGCUGUUGAGUUAUGGAGCAUGGACUAAUGCUACUGAUGCUCUUGGAUUGACCCCUCUAUAUUACGCUGCUACUGCUGGACAUAUAGAUAUCGUAGUCAAGUUGUUGUCUCAAAAGGCAACUCCUGAAAUCUAUGAUGAGAAUGGAAAGGGACCUUUACAUCAGGCUUGUUUAAACAAUCACGAUAUCAUUGCCUCAUUAUUGCUCGACAGUGGUGCAAACUUGAAUGCUGUAAACCAAGCUGGAAACACACCGCUCCACGUUGCUGCUACUCGUAAUGCUAAAGAAUGCGCUAAAUGGUUGUUGACCAGAGGGUGUGAUCGUGAGAAGAGUAACAAGAGUGGACAAACACCAUCACAGGCUGCCAUGAUUGCUGGAAAUUCAGAGUUAGCUGAAUUAAUCAAGAACUUCAAGCCAACUGAUAUUGUUCCACCACCACCAAAGCUGAAACCUGAAAACGAAGCCGAUAUGCCAAUGACUCUACCAGCCAACUACCCAAACAUUCGUUUCUCCCAACAACAAUUGAAUGCUGCCGAAUCCACUAGCAACUUGGGCGAAUCAACGCACUCCAUUCCACCAGGCCCAGCACCCGUCCUUGCACGAACCGGUGCAUCGUCAACAGUCCGAGGCCGACCAGCAGGAUUAGAAGCUUUAAUGGGAUCACAAGCAUCUCUACACUCUGCAGGACAAACCAUGCGUGGCCGACCAUCAAGUUAUGAUUUGAAGGGUGUCUCUCGAAGCCCGUCAUUAAUCCCAGAAGAUGCACCUGCCGCAUUAGGUCUUUUGGCACGUUUGGGAUCAUUAAAGAGGCGAAAGAAGUUUGAUGCUAUUGUUAUCAACGGUAUUAAUGUGCCCGCACCACCAACUACACCGCAACCAAAGCUGAAGAAGAGCGGAUCCCAGCUUUCUCUCGGUGCUAAAUCGGUUCGAAGGCAAUUCUCCAUCUCAUCGAUAUCAGGCCCAUCACCAUCAGUACGAAACGCCGAUGGACACUCUCUCGCACCACAAGAAAAGUCACACAUCUCGCGCUCGUCGUCGUUUGCAGACAAGGAUGAACCAUUACGCAAAGAUACCACAUCGUCUGUACAUUCGUUGGGUCCAUCGCCUGUUUUGGAAGCUCCCAUCCUCAUCAAGACGCUCAUUGACCAAGCCAUGAAUGGCCAGGAUGUUGAACUGGACUUGGAUGUGCUCGUAGAGAACUUUAAGAACAUGGAGGGCAUGCUAAAUAAGGCUAAUGAGCGAUUCGCUGCUGUGGAUCAAGAAUUGCAUCGAUUAAGAAUCGAAAAUGAAAGAUUAAAACGUAACUAG